Molecule: messenger RNA, 1215 nt
Organism: Lutzomyia longipalpis
Lineage: Eukaryota; Metazoa; Arthropoda; Insecta; Diptera; Psychodidae
Product: alpha-amylase-like
Exons: 3
Coding region: 1-1215 (404 amino acids)
Biological process (GO): carbohydrate metabolic process
Molecular function (GO): catalytic activity; cation binding
Source: RefSeq, a predicted model, not a curated record
AUGAAGUUUUUUGUGGUACUAUUGGUCCUUGUGGCCUUCACUAGGGGACAGUUUAAUCCGUACUUUUGGCCUAACCACAAUACUAUUGUCUACCUCUUGGAUUGGAAAUACUCAGACGUUGCUCUGGAGUGCGAGAACUUCCUUGGACCGAAAGGCUUUGGUGGAGUUCAGGUAUCGUCUCCUGCUGAAAAUGCCAUUAUUACGGAUCCCUACAAUCGUCCAUGGUGGGAACGCUUCCAUGUUUUGUCCUACAUAAUCGGCUCGAGAUCUGGCAAUCAAGAUGAUUUUGCAGACAUGACUGCUAGAUGCAAUAACCUUGGAGCAGCUGGUUUCCGUAUUUUUGCAGCUAAGCACAUGUGGCCAACGGAUUUGGAAGCUAUCUACAGUAGUCUUUCGAAUCUGAAUGAGGACUACGGAUUUUCUCCCAACUGCCGACCAUACAUCUACCAAGAUGUCAUUGAUUUGGGCGGUGAAGCCGUUAACAAGUACGAAUAUAUCCCCCUAGGACUUGUGUCUGAAUACAAUGCGUCACAGAGUCUUGCAGAUAUCUUCCGUGGCAAUCGACCGUUGAGUGUUUUAGCCACUUGGGGAGAGGCUGAAUGGAAUUUUGUUCCAUCCGCAAAUGCAAUUGUUUUCGUGGAAAACGAACAAAAUGAGCUUGACACAUGGUACUUUGGAAGAGUCCUCAACUACAAAGAUGGUAAACCCUACAUAAUGGCUAUUGCUUUCCUCUUGGCUCACCCAUUUGGCAAUCCACUCCUUAAUUCGGACUACGAAUGGACUGAUCCCAACGAAGGUCCCCCAAUGGAUGAUGAUCAGAACAUUCUUUCGCCGGUUAUUAACAAGAAGGGAACCUGUGACAGUCCUUAUGUAUGCCAACAUAGAUGGCCUCAGGUUUGCAGUAUGGUUACAUUUAGGAAUCAAGUUGGUGAUGCCAGUUUCUGUAACUUCUGGUCCAACGGCAACAAUCAGAUCGCCUUUGCGCGUGAAGGACAAGGCUUCAUUGUCGUCAACAAUAACGACAAGAAGCUGUGGCAGACUCUGCAGACAACCCUACCUGAAGGAACCUACUGUGACGUUAUCACAGGUUAUGUUAAAAAUGAUGAAUGCACUGGAAGGAGCAUUGAGGUUGCAGAUGAUGGGACAGCUGAAUUCAUCAUCUACACUGAUGAUCCAAAUGGGGUCAUUGCUAUUCAUACUGGACAAAUGUUGUAA